This is a messenger RNA of Styela clava, 6981 nucleotides long. The record is from RefSeq and is a predicted model, not a curated record. Lineage: Eukaryota; Metazoa; Chordata; Ascidiacea; Stolidobranchia; Styelidae.
GUAUUGGGUAAUAGAAACUGAAUUUAGCAUCGACAUGUCAGCGAUCCACUAUAAGUUCUCAAGCAGCAAUGAUUACAAGAAUGUUACGUUCGAUGGAAUCAACAUUUCACUCCAAGAUUGUAAGAAAGCAAUAAUGUUAAAAGAAAAAUUGAAGAUGACGGAAGUUGAUUUGCUAAUUACGAAUGCUCAGUCCUUACAAGAUUAUAAAGAUGAGUCAGCGUUGAUACCAAAGAACACUGCAUUGCUCGUUAGAAGAAUUCCAUUAGGUGCUGUACCUGACAAAACAAAGGUUUAUGUUGUGAAGAAGAAUGAGACUGCUGCAUCUUCUAAAUCCGAUUCACACUACAUGUCUCUUGAAGAAUUACGAAAGACAGAGGACCUGGUAUCUGCAAAUGCAUCAGAACAAGACAAAAUCAAGGCUAUGAUGGAUCAGUCAACUAAUGAAUAUGACCCAUCAAAAUAUUUGAGACCACCUAAGUAUGGAAGUUAUCAACGAUAUAAUGAUCAUUCUUCUCUCACCUCGUAUGUGAAAUGCUACAAAUGUAAUCAAUCUGGCCAUUAUGCUAGUCAAUGUCGGAUAAAACCGGCAGCCGAACGACCUAAGCCAUUUCGUCCUGCCACUGGAAUACCAAGAAGUCACAUGAUUCAGGUUAACAAGGAGACAAGGGGUGCUAUGUUGACAGCGGAUGGUCAAUAUGUGGUUCCUGUUAUUGACAAGAAAGGGUACGAUGUUGGCAAGAAAGAGAAACCCCCAUUUUUACCCGAGGUUGUGAAUGAAAAAGAAGAUGAUGAAGAUGAACCAGUACCUGAUGAAUUAAUUUGUCUUCUGUGUAAAGAAAUAAUGCAUGAUGCUGUGGUGAUACCAUGUUGUGGCAACAGCUAUUGUGAUGAAUGUAUUCGGAAUGCAUUAUUGGAAUCUGAUGAUCAUGAAUGUCCAACCUGCCAUAGGAAGAAUAUAUCACCGGACUCUUUGAUUGCAAAUAAAUUUCUAAGACAGGCUGUUAACAAAUUCAGAAAUGAGACUGGCAUAUCGAGAAAGAAAAAUGCUCCUGUUUGGCCAAGACCUGCCGCUGUCGAGACAAAGCCUGUUCCCACGCCUCAACCAACCAAGGUGGUGGCAUAUGGUCCACCAAAAGCAAAGAUACAAUAUGGCCAGUCAAAGCCAUCAACGGGGGGAGCUUAUGUUGUGAAAGCUCGCACUGGUCAGGUGUACAAUGCAAUGGGAUAUUCUGUUAAAAAAGCACCAGCAAAUAUGAUGCAACCAUCUACCCCAGUUGUAACUACUGCCGCUACUACUAUGCCUGUUAAGUCAGAAACAGAAACUCCUGAAGAUGUAGUGAAACAGGAGCAAGUAGAUGUUACAAAUUCCCCAGCUACUCCAGACCAACCGCAUACAACGAAUGUGACACCUCAAAGUGAUGGGUAUACUGUGAAUUCGACUCCUGAUUCUGAAGAAAGGCCCGAAGAUACAACAGUUGUUCAGCCUUUACCACCAGGUGUAUCACCAGAGUCUAUUGUACCGCAACGCAGUGCAGUUAGAACAUUGGAAAUUCAAGAUGAUUUGAGUAUUGUGAACAGUUCAAGGUUCAAGUUCACAGAGAAAAGACGGAAAAGUUGCCCUUAUAGUACAAGAGUAGCAUCACCUGCUACUGUUGCAGGAAUUACACCCUUGAUGUCAGUCAAAACAGAGCGGCCGAAGAUUAAUGCAGUGAACAUGAUGAUUGAGCGACCGCAUGAGGAUUCUCCACCUCCUCCGCCACCACUGCCACCUCCUACAUCUAGACAACCUGAGAUUGAUCCAGCUCUCAUAGAGAACAUGAAGCAUCUACCACCACCGUCUAUACCUGUUUCAGAACAACAACCAGUACCAGAACCCCCUGUUCCUCGCCCCCCACCUUCUUUGUUAGAUGAUAUGCCUCCUAUGGAAACUGCCAAACUUCCUAUACCUUCAUCACAAGGUAUUAAUAUUACCCUUAGAAAUGCCCCAUCUGUGGAAUUGAGACCUGAAUUAAAUCCUGCUAUACUGGAUCCGCCUUUAAACAUGCCCCCUCCAAAACGUCCUGGACAGCAGCUUGCCCUGCCGCCUAUGAUUCAAGGACCUCCAGGCAGCUUUCCACCACGUAUACCUGGACCCAUGACACUCCCACCACCUGGUAUGCCACCCAUGUCUUUGGCAAUGAGUGUACCGCCACCUGCUGGCCCUUUGGGUGGUCAUUUGCAUCGUAUGCUUCCUCCUCCUGUGCUACGUACUUCCGGUCCACCGCCCAAUGUUCCUACUUCGAUUCCGCCUCCUGGCAUGACAAGACCUCCAGGAAACAUGUCGAUUCCGCCCCCUAUGUUACCACCGGGUGUUCGAUUGCCUUUUCCACCUCCACCUGGAGUUCCUCCACCAGGCAUCCCACCCCCAGGUUUUGUUAAACAAUCUCCUCUUGGACAAGCAGGGAUAGAUAGCCAAGGAUUACCACCACCGCCUGGCACUGGCACGCCACCGUCUAUACCUACUUCAGUUGCACCAAAUAACCGUUCUAGAGAAAGACAUCGUGGGUCUUCUCGAUCGAAACAUCAUGUGAGAGAAGAAAGAUCAUCAAAAUCUAGAAAAUCCAAGCUUGCUAUGAUGUCUGAUGAAUUUACUAAAGAUUUACAAAAGCAAAGAGAUAAAGUUCCGAGGAAGCGUCGAACCAGGCGAGGGAGAUCAGAAUCCAGGUCAAGAUCAGGAAGCUAUUCAUCAUCAACAUCCUACACUUCAUCAUCAUCAAGAUCUUCAUCCAGAUCUAGUUAUUCAUCAACUGCUUCUUCGUCUUAUUCAUCUUCUGGAUCUUACACUGAUUCAAGAAGUCGAUCACGCACACCGACACGUCGACAUCAAAGACGAACGAAACAAAGAAGAGGCAAAAAAUCAGAAUCACGUUCGUACUCAAGAACUCCAAGCCGAUCCCCAACCCCUGAUAAAAAGAAGAGAGGCAGAAAACAGGCUGUAAAACAUCGCAAAUCUUCAAGGUCGCCUGGAAAACGAGGCAGUGGAUCUAGGCGUAGAAACCAUUCAAGAUCCCGUUCUACCAGUCAGUCUUCACAGCGUCAUGUACCAUCCAGCAGACACAGAAGCGAUCGAGAGAGGCGCAGAAGAUCUCGUUCUAAAUCACAGAGUAAAGACAGUCACAAAACUGACGGAAGAGUUCAGAAUGAGUCUGAGGCAGUUAUACCAGGAAUGCCACCUCAGUCGGUACUUGACUAUGAAAGAGAUAUUGCUCUGUAUGAUUAUUACAAGCAGAAGUAUGAACAAGACUGGUUGAGAAGUAGAGUUCUUCCACCAUCACCAUUCAAACGAUUCAUCAACUAUGAUCCAACAAAAUUUCCACCACCUGUUGUUCACUCUCAGCCUCAACCUGUUUUACGUGAGAUUGCUCCUCACUCGAGUCUUAUUCCAAUCCAACAAGCUCCUCCACUCAUGAUGUACCAGCGACAACCACCCCCUCCUGGUGAUGCAACCCCCACUGAAGAAGAUGCAGGAAUGUUGGUAUACCGUGACAGAACCCCUGAGCGUUAUCAUGUUCGACCAGGUCCCCCUGCACCUUGGGAUCCACCUGCUUUUGAGGGAGAUUUGGCUGAACGAGAGAGACUUCUUAGAGAAGAAGAAUACUAUAGAAGAAUGCAGGGACAACUCGUGAGACAAGAACCAUGGCCACCGAACCACAGAGGGCCACCGGGUCCUGCUCAUCAUUUUGAUCCGAAUGCUCCUCGAGCUAGAAUGGACCCAAGAGCUGGAGAUAGAGGCAGAUAUCAUGAUGAACGACGUAGAAGAGGAAGAACCCCACCAAUGGAAAGAGGGGGACGUGAUCGUGACGGGAGACCUUAUGAUAGGGAAGAUGAGCGUUAUUCUCGUCGCAGAAGACCAGAAAUUGAAGAAACCGCCAGAAGUGGGUCACAAAGAGGUUCAAGAGAUCGUGACCGGGAUAGAGAGAGAACAUCAGAUACUUCGAAGCGAUCUAGCAAUGCACGUAAAGAAGGUCGUUCAUCUAGAAGAGAUGAAGCUUCUAGUCGAUCUUCGCGAAAAGAAGAAGAAACAAGAUCAAGGAAGAGAACCAGAGACCAUGAUAAGCAACAAGAGAAGAAACCAGUAAUCGUGAUUCUAGAAGUAAAAAAAGAAGCAGAGGAGGCCAGAGAACUGAAACACCAAGGGGACAGAAACAUAGAGCCAGUUCCUCCUGGUGAAGGAGAUGGAACACCAGUCCGAGAUGAAGCUCUUGUUGAAUUCAGGAACGAAAGCAUAAAAAUCAAAGUAUUCAACGACAAAGCGAAACCAAGAUCAGAAAAAUCAAGGAAUCGGGAUAAAGGUUUCUCGAGAGAUCAAGAAGAUGGAAAACACAGGCGUAAGAGAGAUGAGAGAAUUAUUUCAGACAAGAGAGACUCUCAACGUCAAAGAAGACCUAGAGAGCAAAAAAUCUCAGGAGGUGAAAGAAAAAUGACUGCAACCAACAGGGAAGAAGGGGAUAAAAGAACCCAGAGUCCAUUACCUGGGGUAGAAGAUAGAACUCCAGAAACGAAAACAACUUCCGAACCAGCUAUUGAAAGAUCACCCACCCCGACCCUUGACGAGAAUAUUUCACCAGUUCUUAUUGAAGGUGCAGAUGACCCUGUUUUAGAUGAUUUGAUGGAAACUACUACUCCACAGCCAGAAUUGAUGCCUGAAUCAGUUGAUAACGCUUCUAAUGAAAAUCCAGAAUUGACUGAAAAUGAAAACAAGUCGCACGCAAUGAAUGAAAUUCCAGAAAUCAUUCAAGAGAAACUUGAAGAGGAACUGCCCCAACAACCAGAGCGUAAGAAAAGUAAAAGAGUGAAAGGGUCACGCAAUGUUUCUAAAACAAAACAUAGAAAGAAACCGUCACCCAGGGAGAGUAAUAAACAGAAGGAUGAAGAACGAUCCCAAGUUGUGGAAUAUGAUGGCUCAGGUCCGACACCAACAGGAGAUGAAUUGGUGCAGAUUACAAUUCCAAAGUCCAAGUGGGAGUCAGAUGAUGAAUCGGGGUCGCAGCGAAAUGACAAGGUAAAAGCUUUAACUAAGGUUUCUCCAAAACCUGAUAAAAAGAAUGCAAAAUCUAGGAAAAUUCGCCUCAAGAAACCUGGAAAAUCAAGUAACACAGAAGCUAUUAAGGAAGACAAACAAAAAAAUAAUAAUCAGGAUGAAGAAAAUGAAAAUUUGAAAAAGAAUUCAGCUUCAACUGUGCAAUCAAAGAAGUCGACGCCAUCUCCAGCGAUUAGUGACAGCCGAAGAGUGGUUGUAUCGAAUGAACCAUCUGCUGAUAUUCACAGUUCAUCAAAACAAUCACGAUUGUUACGGCCGUCGAUUUCUAACAUUGAUGAAGCCUCAUUCGAACCAGAUUACAGUGGCAACGAAAGUGAAAAAGCAUUAUCCAAUUAUGCACCUUCCGAUAUUGAUGCUAGUGACCAUGAAGAGAACAAAAAAGCCCCAAGAGAAAAAAGACUUUCAACCUCUAUAACUGAAGAACCUAACCCUCGCCGAAAAGAAACAUCUUCUAAAAGAGGAAAACAUAGUAGCGAAGUGUCUCGGAAAGCAAAGGAGGAAAAAUAUGAGGAUGAAUUUGCGGAUUCUUUGCCAGAAGGAAGUGAAGGUGAUUAUGAGAAAAUGAAGAAGAAAAGGAAACACAAGAAAAAGAAAAAGCAUAAGAAACAUCACAGACAACAAAGUCAAGAUACUGAGGAUGAUAUUUCAAUAAGGGAUGAUUAUGAUGACGAGAAUUUAUUUCAAACUGAUUCUGACGAAGAAAAGUUCGAGAGAAUGAGGCAGGAAGAAGAACGUAGAAAAAUUGAGACAGCACAGAGACAAGUCAUCUAUCAAGAUGAAAGAUAUAGUAGCAGAAGGGAAAAUGGAAAGUCUAAGAAAGAGCAGAGAUCAGUGGAGAGGUCUGAAAGAGACCAAAGAAGACAUCAUAAGCACGAAGAUAAACAAGUUAGCGAUAGGAAACGAAGAUAUGAAGACAUUGAUGAAUAUUUCAGCGAAGAAGAAGAUAGACGAUCGAAGAAAAAAUAUCAGGGGUCAUCUGAGACUAUGAAAAGAAAAGAUAAGAGGCGACGAGUAUCUGACAGAAGUGAAAGAUAUUACGCGGAAGAUGAUUAUAUGAAUGAAGACGAAUACUAUCAAUCACCAGAACCGGAGGAAAGAAGGAAACACAAACCAAAAAAACAGAAAUUUAAAAAAACUAAAAAAGAACCACUUAAGGAAGUAAGAACAGUUGCAUCGAGAAUACAACGUUCCAGAUAAUAUCUAUCUCAUGAUUUAACUCCUGUAGAGAGAAUAUCUAAUGCAGCCUGGGGUUCCGUUUUAACUUGGGUGUGGCGUGAACUGACAGAUCUUGACUGCCCUACAAAUAACAUUAUGUGGACUAGGUGGAUGAAUAUCUCUGAGAUUGUACAUUAUUUUCCAUCAUUUCUGCGCGAGGUUUUUUUUUGUAAAAAAAAAUGAUAUGAAUGUUUUUUUUACUUCAGCCAACUAAUGCGUAGUAAAACACAUAUAAUUUCGGAAAGACGACAAUUCCUAAUAAAUUUGUCAAAUUUUCUUUUUAUCAACUACAGUGCUAAAACCUAGUAAAUGUGAAAAUCCACUGGUGAAUCUGUAAUAUAUUUAUAUGCCAGGAUAUUCCUGCUUAUUAAAUCAAAAAUUAGGAUCAGUAAAAGUGUGAUAUAUAAUUUAUGAACAAAUUAGGAUCUUGAAGCUUGUUUUAGAAAUGUUAGCAGUUGAGAUUUUGCUUUGAGAAUGCUGAAAACUAAAAUAUAUCUUGGUCGUGUGGCACUUUCCUGAAAUUAAUUUUGUGUCCCUGUUCUGGCAGCAAGAACGUGAACUUUAGUCAGUAAUUCGUGUUGUGAAUUUUUAUUCCAUGUUUUUUGUUUGUUUUCAACUGUGUUUUAGUCAUUCUUACUUUUUGACUGAGAUAGAAUCAACGAAAAAUAAAUCGGGUUCAAUCAAAA